AUGUCCGUCGUCAAAGACAUGAAAGCCAGAGCGCAAGAUGAGCCCAGUGUAGAGAAAACCAGUGAACUUGCAACAGGAGAAAUUCGAGAUAUAGCAGCACAGCUGUUUACCGAAGCCGAUCAAAUAACUCCCGAGGAACUGGAGCAUGAAGGCGCUGAAGUGCGCAAGAUUCUCGACAGGCGUAUCAUGCCGAUUCUAUACCUGACAUACUGUGUUCAGUUUCUGGACAAGCUAUCGCUCAACUAUGCAUCUGCCUAUACGCUGAUUCCUGACCUGGGCUUGGAAGGCCAGAGGUACUCAUGGGUUGCUGCAAUAUUCAACUUUGGAUACCUUGCAUUUGCAAUUCCCUCGAACCUUCUCAUUCAGAGGCUUCCACUGGCAAAAUACAUGGGAAGCGUGCUUCUAAUCUGGGCCGGUUUGGUUAUUGCCCAUAUUGGCGCGAAAAACUACGCGGGGAUGCUAGUUUUGAGAUUCAUUCUUGGAAUGGCAGAAGCAGGUGUCAGCCCUUGCAUGAUGAACUUCACAUCCAUGUUCUACAAACGAUCUGAACAACCUUUGCGAAUGGCCAUCUGGCUCUCAGCGAAUGGGACAGCAACAAUGGUGGGAGCCCUAAUUGGGUUCGGCCUCGGCCACGUCCACAGCACCUCCCUCAAGAGCUGGCAGCUUAUAUUCCUCGUUAUUGGACUUAUGAACUUUGUUACGGCAAUCCUUUUCCUCUGGUUCGUUCCUGAUUCGCCCAACUCAGCAAAAUUCCUCACCCACAGACAACGCGUUAUUGCCGUCCAACGCGUCUCCGAAAACAUGAUAGGGGUCAAAACCAAACAGUUCAAAUUCCGACAAGUCCUUGAAUUAGCAUACGACGUUAAAGUCCUCUGCGUUUUGGGAAUGGGAAUAUCCUGUGGUGUGAUCAAUGGCGGCGUUUCCAACUUUGCUUCGUCCCUGAUUAAAGGAUACGGGUUCUCCGGAAUUUACGCUACUCUUCUUCAACUCCCAACAGGCGCCAUCGAAGCCGUGGUCGUCCCAAUUUGCGGUCUGAUCUCCACAUACGUCCGCGACUCCCGAUGCAUCGUCCUCGCCGUGAUCUGCCUCAUCCCGUUCGGCGGCCUGUUAGGCAUCCGUUUCACAGACCUGACGCACCGCUGGACAUUGGUCGGCUGCACCUGGCUCCAAUACAUAAUCGGCGCUCCGGUUAUCGUCUCGUGGAACCUGCUCACCACGAACGUGGCAGGACACACAAAACGCUCCAUUGCCAAUGGUCUCUGGUUUACGUUGUAUGCCGGCGGAAACGUUGCGGGUUCGAAUAUCUUCUUUGCGCGCGAGGCGCCCCGGUACUACUCCGCGCUGACUGGGUUGCUGGUUUGCUAUGCGGGGAUGAUUGUGUUAGCUGGCGUCGCCUAUGUUGUAAUGAAGAUGGAGAAUACCCGACGAAAUCGAAACAUGACGGUAGAUGAAAGCGUGGGACGGCAGGAUAGGGCUGUUUUGGAUGGGUUUAAAGAUAUGACGGAUAUGCAGUCGAAGGAUUUCCGGUAUGCGCUUUAA
Molecule: messenger RNA, 1539 nt
Organism: Aspergillus puulaauensis
Lineage: Eukaryota; Fungi; Ascomycota; Eurotiomycetes; Eurotiales; Aspergillaceae
Product: putative MFS allantoate transporter
Exons: 4
Coding region: 1-1539 (512 amino acids)
Biological process (GO): transmembrane transport
Cellular component (GO): membrane
Molecular function (GO): transmembrane transporter activity
Source: RefSeq, a predicted model, not a curated record